Messenger RNA from Amphimedon queenslandica, 1410 nucleotides. Its product is annotated as TNF receptor-associated factor 5-like. Bases 35 to 1315 code for a protein of 426 amino acids. Lineage: Eukaryota; Metazoa; Porifera; Demospongiae; Haplosclerida; Niphatidae. The transcript is spliced from 2 exons. The record is from RefSeq and is a predicted model, not a curated record. Gene Ontology annotation, molecular function: zinc ion binding.
AGGAAUCAAAUUGGAGUGGCCUUAUGGUCACAUCAUGUCACACUUCUCUAAGGAUGAACUUUCUUUUGUUAAAGAGCUUCCAGAGCAUGUAGACAUAGAGUGCCCAGUUUGUCUCAAUAUCCUCACAGAUCCUCAUCAGGUCAGCUGUUGUGGUCGUAAUUUCUGUGGAUAUUGUAUAGAGAGGAUAAAGGCUAGCAAUGGAGCCUGUCCCAUUUGCAAACAAGUAGAAUAUCGAUUCUUCCCUGAUAAGAAAUGUCUCCGCAUCAUUAAUGGGUUACAAGUCCACUGUACUAAUAAAAGCAAAGGCUGUGAAUGGAGAGUGGAGUUAAGGAGUUUGUCUAUUCACCUUAAUCAUGGGAAGAGAGAAGGAGAGUGUCUAUAUGAAGAGGUACAGUGUCAACAUGUAUUGUGUUCGAAAAAAGAAGGCAGGUGUUAUCUUAAAAACCACGAGCAGAACGAAUGCCCUCAGCGACCCUAUCAAUGCCAGUUCUGUAAAGUAGAAGGAGCUUAUUUUUUUAUUACUGAGGAUCACUCUACAAAUUGCUCGUCCUAUCCUGUCCCCUGCCCUAACACAUGUACAUCUUCACACAUGUCUCGUCAGCGUCUUAAUUCUCAUAUCGCUGUUCAUUGUCCAUUACAGCCGGUAAAUUGUGCAUUUAGUUGGGCUGGAUGCAAUGAGAAACCACUACGUAAAGAUAUGGAGGCUCACACUUCUGAUGCUAAACACAUGACGCUAUUAGCUGUAGCUUGUGGACAGUUGAAGAAUGAAAAUGAGGAAGUGCUGAAAGAGAUCAAUGAAGUUAAAGCGGAAAAUGAGAAAAUAAAAGAGGAAAAUAGAGUUCUAAGAGAAAAAAUCACGAAUGAUAAUAAAGAAAUGAAGGAGGAAUUGAGUAGAAGGGACACUCAGAUACUCAGUAUUUUUAAUAUUGCUACUAAUAGCUCCAAAUGGCUGCUACCGAUUGACAUUACAAUUACGAGUGGCGUAGUUCAUUUUUACACUAGUAAAUGUGGGCACCAUAUGUCAGCUAGCCUUGUCAAGAAAGAUGACUUGCCCACUAGUAUUUACACGUUAUUUCUUGCCUUUCAUGAAGGAAUAUUCGAUAGUCUAAAACCAAAAGUCCUCCAGAUAUUUGGAAAGUAUAAAGAUCGAGCUAUACUAUUGAUAGAAGACACGGAGAAAAUCUACGAUAAAAUGCCUUACGAAGUUCUUGAUGAAGUGAACAAUAAUGAUACUGUCCCAACUGGAGUGAUUAAAAGGGAACUGGGUGAAUCAUUAUUCAUUUUUACUGAGGAUGUUCAUUUAUUUGUAAAAUAAGUAGCUAUCAAAUUUUGCAUAUUAAUAUAAUUUUUAUUAAUGAUUUUCAAUGUAUAAUAAUUAUUAUAAAGUAACAAGAAUAGCGAUAUUUUUAA